AUGUCUGAACACCAGUACAAGUUUAACGUCACCAUGAGUUGUGGCGGUUGCUCAGGAGCCGUAGAACGAGUACUGAAGAAGUUGGAAGGUGUCAAAUCUUUCGACGUCAGCCUGAAUUCUCAAACAGCCACCGUCGUGACGGAACCGUCCUUGUCGUAUGAUAUUGUGUUGGCUACUAUCAAGAAGACUGGGAAGACAGUCAAUGCCGGAGAAGCAGAUGGGCAAACGAUGGCUGUCUGA
Aspergillus bombycis is the source of this 240-nucleotide messenger RNA. RefSeq names its product copper metallochaperone ATX1. The record is from RefSeq and is a predicted model, not a curated record. Gene Ontology annotation, biological process: copper ion transport. Gene Ontology annotation, molecular function: metal ion binding; copper chaperone activity. Bases 1 to 240 code for a protein of 79 amino acids. NCBI's taxonomy places the organism in Eukaryota, Fungi, Ascomycota, Eurotiomycetes, Eurotiales, Aspergillaceae. Gene Ontology annotation, cellular component: cytosol. The transcript is spliced from 2 exons.